AUGUUAGGAAUUCUAACGCAUCCAAAUUCAAUUGAGCAAGAACUUGGCAAAAAUCCUGAAUUUUAUUCGAAAAUCGAAUUUUUAUGUAAAAAAUACGUAUCUCCACAAAUCCCUCCAAAAGAAAACUCUAACGAUGAUAUUCCAGAUUUAGAAUUGGAUCCACCAACUAGUGUAAAAUUAGAUGAUAAAUUAUAUGAUAUUAACUCAGAAAAUAUUUCCGAUCACGAUUAUUUAAAGAAAGGAAUUCGAGCUCACGAAGAUCAAAAUUACAAAAAAGCUUAG
Diversispora eburnea is the source of this 282-nucleotide messenger RNA. NCBI's taxonomy places the organism in Eukaryota, Fungi, Glomeromycota, Glomeromycetes, Diversisporales, Diversisporaceae. The record is from the annotation of a GenBank genome assembly.